AUGGGGACAUCUGAACCCAACGUGGAUACAGAGAAGCACAAUGUGGCUGCUACGGUGGAGGAGGAUUCCAGAGGGCAGAUGGACGAAGGGCCUCGCGCAUGGACCGUUGUCGCGGGGGCAUGGUGCUGUCUCUUUUGUGGAUUUGGAUGGGUGAAUGCAAUCGGCAUAUUCCAAGAGUACUACCAGCAUAACCAACUGCGCAACUACUCUGCCUCCAGUAUCUCCUGGAUCCUCUCGCUUGAACCCUUUGUCCUUUUCGCGGCAGGAAUUGUCCUGGGACGAGUCUUCGACAACUAUGGCCCCAGAUGGAUGCUCGUCAUCGGCACAUUCCUGCACGUCUUCGGUCUGAUGAUGAUCUCCAUCUCCAGCGAGUACUAUCAACUCCUCCUGGCACAAGGUAUCUGCAGUCCCCUAGGUGCCAGCUUCGUCUUCUACCCGGCCUCUGCCUGCACGGCGACCUGGUUUGACAAGCGCCGCGCCCUGGCCUUCGGAAUCAUGUCUAGCGGCUCCUCGAUCGGCGGCGUCGUCUUCCCAGCCAUGCUGUCGCGGCUGCUACCUCGGGUUGGAUUUGGUUGGUCCCUGCGCAUUGCGGCAUUUGUGGUGCUUGCGCUGCUCAUCGUGGCGAAUCUCACUGUGCGAUCGCGGAUUGCGCCUGUCCCGAGACGAAUCCGAUUCAGUGAUUAUGUUGGGCCGUUUACGGAGGUACCAUUUGUGUUGCUCAUGGUAGCGGCUUGCUUGGGAUUCUGGGCGAUGUUUGUGCCGAUCAAUUAUGUGAUUCUGGAGGCACAGGAGGAUGGAGUCUCUCGCAAUCUGGCGGAGUAUCUGCUGACGAUCUUAAACGCAGCUAGUCUGCCUGGUCGGAUCCUCCCCGGAUACUUUGGCGACAAACUGGGCCGGUUCAACGUGAUGAUCGCCAUGUGCGCUCUCUCUGCUCUGACAAUCCUUGUGCUCUGGAUCCCUGGGACACUGCUGGCUCCAGGCUCCGCAGCUGUCUAUGUUAUCUUUAGCUUACUGUACGGCUUCGCUUCUGGUGCCUUUGUCGGUAUGGUGCCUGCGCUCCUCAGCCAGAUCACGGAAGAUAUGACCAAGACGGGUGUGAGACAGGGCGUGCUAUACACUUGCAUGAGUAUUGCGACGUUGACGGGGAGCCCAAUUGCAGGAGCGAUAUUGAGUCGACAACAGGGAAAAUACUGGGGUCUGCAGGUCUUCGCAGGAGUCAUGAUGGUGGGAAGUGUGGUGUUUUUCAUCAUUGCGAGAGUGGUGUUGGGGGGAGCGUCAUUGAAAAAGAGGCUGUAA
This is a messenger RNA of Aspergillus clavatus NRRL 1, 1296 nucleotides long. Its product is annotated as putative MFS monocarboxylate transporter (Mct). The transcript is spliced from 4 exons. Gene Ontology annotation, cellular component: fungal-type vacuole membrane. Lineage: Eukaryota; Fungi; Ascomycota; Eurotiomycetes; Eurotiales; Aspergillaceae. The coding region runs from base 1 to 1296 and encodes 431 amino acids. The record is from RefSeq and is a predicted model, not a curated record. Gene Ontology annotation, molecular function: transmembrane transporter activity. Gene Ontology annotation, biological process: transmembrane transport.